Trichomonas vaginalis G3 is the source of this 1467-nucleotide messenger RNA. RefSeq names its product biological adhesion protein. The transcript has a single exon. The record is from RefSeq and is a predicted model, not a curated record. The coding region runs from base 1 to 1467 and encodes 488 amino acids. NCBI's taxonomy places the organism in Eukaryota, Parabasalia, Trichomonadida, Trichomonadidae.
AUGUCAAGAACUCCAACAUAUAAAACUAUUCGACAGCAAUCAAAGAUGUGGAAACAAUCACCAGCAGCUCCAAUGAAUAGCUUUCAACGUUCUUUAAAGGAAAGAGAAGAAAAUUUGAAAUUACAAAGAUCAAAACUUGACUUAGCAUGGAAAAAACUCAACGAAGAUAUAGCAGAACUUGAAGAAGAGAAGAAAAGAAACGAAGAUUUAAAAACAGAAUUACGUUUAUGGGAAGAUAUUCGAGGAAAACAACAAGAAGAAGCAGAAGAAGAUGAAUCAGUUCUUAGCAGAACAUUAUAUGAGCUUCAGCAACACCUAAACCUUGUUAAAAAGGACUUAUUUAUUUGCCAAAAGAAGAAAGAAAUUUUAAUGCGUAAAAAUUCAGAAGUAGAUCCGAUUUUAGAGAACGAAAUAUACGGAAAAAGUCAAACAUUAAGUACAAUCCAGCAAAUGAUCGAUUACAUCAACAACGACUUAACGAAACACGAAAAUGAAACUUUACAAAAGGAAGAAGAAGCCAAACAGCACCAGAUAGCUAUCCUAGAAGCUGAAGAUCGCCACAAAGAAAUCAUUAGACGCAAGAUAUCAGCAGAAUCCGAAAAAGCAAUGCUACAAAAACGUCUUGAAGAAUUGAAAAAACAAAAUGAAGUUUUUGAAACGAAUAAAAAGGCCGCAACAGAGAAACUUAAUGCUGCAAAGGAAGAGGAAAAGAAGCUCGAUGAAGAGGACAAAGAAAUAGAACAGAAACAAAAGGAUUUGGAUGAAAAAAUGAAAGAAUUAGAAGAAUUAAAAUCGAAAUACGAAGAAUUAAAGCUCGAAGCCGCCCAAAAAGAGAUAGAAAAGAGAAAGGAAGAGGAUGAAAGACUAAAGAAGAUUGUUUUGCAGCCAAUUGAAGACAAAAACGUCGAAGAAGAUUAUAAUACUUUAUUAAUUGAAUUAGACUUGAAGAAAUCCGAACUUUUACAACGAGAAAAAAUGUUAGAACUCGAAGAGAAUCGCAUUGCUGAUGAUUUCAAUGCACAAAAGAAAUCUUUGGAAGAUGCGAUUAAUUACCUCAAAGAAAACCUCAAAAACUCAAAGGAAGACAGUGAAAAGGCUGAAGAAACAAAGCAGAAGGCCGACCAGCUCAACUCCGAGAUCAAAGAGAAACAAAAUGAACUUGAAAAUCUGAAAAAAGAAAUGAAAACGAAAGAAGAAAUGGAAAAAAUCGAUAAAGAACUUGAAGCAGAGAAGAAAGAAGUUGAUGACAUGGAAAAGGAGUUGAGUGAGGUAUUAGCAAAGCUCCAGAGAGAUGAAGAAGAAACAGAUAAAGAGGAAGAAGAAUUAAAGUUUAAUUUGGAAAAAUUACAAAACGAAAGAAUCGUCCUUCAAGAGAAAGAGAAGCAAAUGAACGAAAAAUUGCAAAUAUACCAGAAAGAACUUGAAAAUUCCCAAGAAAGAUUAGUUUCAUUAACAAAUUCUAUCUAA